Molecule: messenger RNA, 624 nt
Organism: Raphanus sativus (radish)
Lineage: Eukaryota; Viridiplantae; Streptophyta; Magnoliopsida; Brassicales; Brassicaceae
Exons: 3
Coding region: 101-526 (141 amino acids)
Biological process (GO): endoplasmic reticulum to Golgi vesicle-mediated transport
Cellular component (GO): TRAPP complex
Source: RefSeq, a predicted model, not a curated record
AGAAACGACAUCAUUUUGAAGUUCAGUGUAGUUCCUCCUUUGUUCUUCAUCGUCCUCGCAGAUUUCUCGGUUUGGAUCUUUUUGAAUAAUUUUAGCAGACAUGGCAGCGAUUUACAGUCUUUACAUAAUCAACAAAUCUGGUGGUUUGAUUUUCUACAAGGACUGUGGAACAAAGGGAAGGAUGGAUACGAAUGAUAGCAUGAGGGUAGCUAGUUUAUGGCACUCAAUGCACGCCAUUUCUCAGCAGCUUUCUCCUGUUUAUGGCUGUUCUGGCAUCGACCUUCUCCAAGCUGAUACCUUUGAUCUCCGUUGCUUCCAGUCUCUCCCAGGAACAAAGUUCUUUGUGGUUUGUGAACCUGGAACUCCCCACAUGGAGAGCCUCCUCAGAUACAUUUAUGAGCUCUACACUGACUUUGUCCUCAAGAAUCCUUUCUAUGAGAUUGAGAUGCCUAUUCGUUGCGAGCUUUUCGACAUCAACCUUUCUCAAGCUGUUCAGUCUGACCGCGUUGCUCUCUUAGGACGUUGAGCACUAGAUUGAUUCUCUCACUUCUUUGCCUUUUGUAUGUGACAUUUUGUCUGAACAUUGCAACAAAACCCAUCAUUUUUUUUUUUUGUGUUGUUUCA